This is a messenger RNA of Cryptomeria japonica (Japanese cedar), 867 nucleotides long. RefSeq lists its product as uncharacterized. The record is from RefSeq and is a predicted model, not a curated record. NCBI's taxonomy places the organism in Eukaryota, Viridiplantae, Streptophyta, Pinopsida, Cupressales, Cupressaceae. The transcript has 4 exons. The coding region runs from base 16 to 861 and encodes 281 amino acids.
CGUGAUUGCUAUGUAAUGGUUGAAGAAAUUGAAAGGAAAAGGAAAGAAAAAGAGGAUCUCACAGUCAUUGGUAGACAUGCACCUUUAGGAACAGGGACACAAUUAGGUUGUGUUGGAGGGCCUUCUUCCUUACCUUCAUAUCGUCCCACUCAUUUUGCUACUACUCAUGCUUCCGGUUCUGCUUCUAUAAGUGCCAGUGCUAGUGCCAGUGCCUCUGCCCCUUCUCAUGUUCCUAGCACUGGCAGUGGUAGUGGGAAUGUUAGCAUUGGACCUAGCAUUCGUAAAUCUAGGUUGGAUACCUUUUUUGCACCUCGCACUACUCCUGGGUCCCAACAGUCACUUGAGAGCAUGGGUUGGAACAAGGAGGUCCAUGAUGCUGCUAAAAUGGCAGUUGGCAGAUUUUGGAUCUAUGGCAGUAUUCCAUUCUUCACAGCCAGGUCACCUUAUUGGCAAGAAAUGGUUGAUGCCCUUACCAUUUGUGGGGCGGGGUUCAAAGCCCCUUCUGAGUUUGAUUUGAGCGGACCCAUUUUGACUGAAUUGGUGAAUGAUGUGAAGAAAGAAUUGGGUGAUCAACGCCAAAUAUGGAGCACUAAAGGUUGCACCAUCAUGACUGAUGGUUGGACAGACAGGAGAAAUAGAACUCUCCUUAAUUUUCUUGUUUCUUCCGCAGGGGGCACCGUUUUCAUCAAGUCUAUUGAUGCCUCCGCCCAUUGCAAGAAUGCCACCUACCUAUGUGAGCAGAUAGAGGAGGUGAUUAAUGAGGUGGGUGAAGAGAACGUGGUACAGGUGGUGACUGACAAUGCACCAAAUUAUGUUGCUGCAGGCAGACUAUUGAUGGAGAGGCACCCAUCUAUAGUUUAGACUCCA